Molecule: messenger RNA, 870 nt
Organism: Knipowitschia caucasica
Lineage: Eukaryota; Metazoa; Chordata; Actinopteri; Gobiiformes; Gobiidae
Source: the annotation of a GenBank genome assembly
AUGGACCCAGGGGCAGCCCAGCCGAGCAGCCCACCGGGGGCAGACCAGGUCCCCCAUCACCUCAGUGUUGAAUACUUCUCUUGGGAGUACCGUGUCCGUCUCGUCACUGCGGGCUUUGGGGUUUACACUGCAGUCUUCCUCCUCAGUCAUGUCCUCUCCAUGGCACUGUCCCACACCUAUAACUCUCUGCUGGCCAAGGAGAAGGUGUUUUGGAACCUGGCUGUGACACGGGGCAUGUUCGGUCUGCAGAGUGUUGUAGCAGGACUGAGGACCCUGACGGAGGACUCCAUGGUUUUCAGAGACCGAGUUCAGGGCCAAGAAGACUGGUCUUGGUUCCAUUUGCUCACUGCCACUGGGUUUUUCAUUUUUGAAAAUGUGGCUCUCCACACUUCCAGUUUAGUAUUCUGGUCUUUUGACAUCUCACUGGCCGUACAUCAUUUCUUUGCCCUGGCAGGGUAUUUAGCAGCAUUGGUGUGGGAUUCAACUGGACACUUCCUACCGAUGGUGACGCUGCUGAUGGAGAUGAGCACCCCGUUUACCUGUAUUUCAUGGCUGCUACUCAAGGCCGGAUAUGCUCGCACCUUGUUCUGGAAGGCCAACCAGUGGGUGAUGAUCCACAUGUUCCACUGCCGCAUGGUUCUCAGUUACUACAUGUGGUACUUCAGCGCGACUCACUGGAGCGACCUCAAUACCCACGUGUCCCUGCCCCAGCGGCUGAUCUUCUUCCCUGGUUUAGUCCUGCUCACGUUUGUGCUGAAUCCUAUCUGGACUCACAAGAAAACCAUGCAGCUCCUGAACCCCGUCGACUGGAACUUUGGCAAUAAAACUGUGCCUCUAAACGGCCCCAAGGGUAAACCUCACUCAAACUAA